CUGCGCUCGCCCAACUGCGCGGAUCCUUUUUGGAAAUUAAUAUUUUUUUAAAAAAAUUUAAAAAACCGCGGAGGACGCAGAGGGGAAGGUGGGGGCAAGAGGGACGGCGAGACUCACUGAGAGGGAAACAGCCCCACAGUGAGAGGAAAGAAGGAAGGCAACAGUCGCUAGCAGCCGAUGUGAAGACCGGACUGCGUGCCCCUUCGCCGCCUCUGCCCGGCCUCAUCGAUGUUGUGUCCGCAGCCCGCUCGCCGGGAUCACGAUGAACGCGCAGCUGACCAUGGAGGCGAUCGGGGAGCUGCACGGGGUGAGCCAUGAGCCGGUGCCUGCCCCAGCCGACUUGCUGGGCGGUAGCCCCCACGCGCGAAGCUCUGUGGCGCACCGUGGCAGCCACCUGCCCCCCGCGCACCCACGCUCCAUGGGCAUGGCGUCCUUGCUGGACGGCGGCGGCGGCAGCGGCGAUUACCACCACCACCAUCGGGCCCCCGAGCACAGCCUGGCCGGCCCCCUGCACCCCACCAUGACCAUGGCCUGCGAGACUCCCCCAGGUAUGAGCAUGCCCACCACCUACACCACCUUAACCCCUCUGCAGCCGCUGCCGCCCAUCUCCACCGUCUCGGACAAGUUCCCCCACCAUCACCACCAUCACCAUCAUCACCACCACCCGCACCACCACCAGCGCCUGGCAGGCAACGUGAGCGGUAGCUUCACGCUCAUGCGGGACGAGCGCGGGCUGGCCUCCAUGAAUAACCUCUAUACCCCCUACCACAAGGACGUGGCCGGCAUGGGUCAGAGCCUCUCGCCCCUCUCUGGGUCUGGUCUGGGUGGCAUCCACAACUCCCAGCAAGGGCUCCCGCACUAUGCCCACCCAGGCGCCGCCAUGCCCACCGACAAGAUGCUCACCCCCAACGGCUUCGAAGCCCACCAUCCGGCCAUGCUCGGCCGUCACGGGGAGCAGCACCUCACGCCCACCUCGGCCGGCAUGGUUCCCAUCAACGGCCUUCCUCCACACCACCCCCACGCCCACCUGAACGCCCAGGGCCACGGGCAACUCUUGGGCACCGCCCGGGAGCCCAACCCUUCGGUAACCGGUGCGCAGGUCAGCAAUGGAAGUAAUUCAGGGCAAAUGGAAGAGAUCAAUACCAAAGAGGUGGCGCAGCGUAUCACCACCGAGCUCAAGCGCUACAGCAUCCCACAGGCCAUCUUCGCGCAGAGGGUGCUCUGCCGCUCCCAAGGGACCCUCUCAGACCUGCUGCGCAACCCCAAACCCUGGAGCAAACUCAAGUCUGGCCGUGAGACCUUUCGGAGAAUGUGGAAGUGGCUGCAGGAGCCGGAGUUCCAGCGCAUGUCUGCGCUCCGCUUAGCAGCAUGCAAAAGGAAAGAGCAAGAACAUGGGAAGGAUAGAGGCAACACCCCCAAAAAGCCCAGGUUGGUCUUCACAGAUGUCCAGCGUCGAACUCUACAUGCAAUAUUCAAGGAAAAUAAACGUCCAUCCAAAGAAUUGCAAAUCACCAUUUCCCAGCAGCUGGGGUUGGAGCUGAGCACCGUCAGCAACUUCUUCAUGAAUGCGAGGAGGAGGAGUCUGGACAAGUGGCAGGACGAGGGCAGCUCCAAUUCAGGCAACUCAUCUUCUUCAUCAAGCACUUGUACCAAAGCAUGAAGGAAUAACCACAAACUGAAACCUCGGUGGAAAAGCUUUAAAU
Molecule: messenger RNA, 1703 nt
Organism: Phacochoerus africanus (Common warthog)
Lineage: Eukaryota; Metazoa; Chordata; Mammalia; Artiodactyla; Suidae
Gene: ONECUT1
Product: one cut homeobox 1
Exons: 2
Coding region: 263-1660 (465 amino acids)
Biological process (GO): regulation of transcription by RNA polymerase II
Cellular component (GO): nucleus
Molecular function (GO): DNA-binding transcription factor activity, RNA polymerase II-specific; RNA polymerase II cis-regulatory region sequence-specific DNA binding
Source: RefSeq, a predicted model, not a curated record